CCGGGAUAGUCGGUCGCCAUACUCGUGGCUCACGUUUGACCUUACGGACCAACAAAGUGACCCAGACCCAAGUGGUCAGGAAGACCCUGAUGGUGCCCUGACCCUCUACUUGUCUGUUGCCACAGCCUCUGCAUCCCAAGCUGGCUACUUCUGCUUUUAAGGGGCGUCGUCUUACAUCCUCCUCCCUACACUAGAGUCUUCAGCCUUUCAGGGCCCCCCUAGAACACUGCGGGGUGGUCCCCCAUGGGAGCCCGAGGCGUCGGACCAGAGGGGAGGGGCGCGCGGUGCUCCAAGCGCCCAGGGCCCGCCCGGCCUCUGACCCGCGCAGGCGCACAGGCGCGCUCCCCACUCCGGUUUCAUGGAUUCCCAGUCCAGCUGCGUGGUGGUGACCGGUUUUGGGCCUUUCCGGCAGCAUCUGGUGAAUUCUAGCUGGGAAGCGGUGAAGGAGCUUUCCAAGCUGGGCCUGAGGAGUGACCUGGGGGUGGAGCUGCGGAUUCUUCAGCUGCCAGUGGAUUACAGGGAGGUGAAGAAGAGGGUCAUUAGAAUCUGGGAAGAUCUUCAACCGCAACUCGCCGUGCACGUGGGCGUGGACCCCGCCGCCAAGGCCAUCUUUCUGGAACAGUGCGGCAAGAACAGGGGCUACCGGGACGCCGACAUCCGGGGCUUCCGGCCGGAGCACGGCCUGUGCCUUCUGGAUGGCCCGGAAGUGAUCGCGUCGGGGGUCAGUAUGAAGGCGGUCAGCCGGCGCGCGAGGGUCAAGGGCGUGGAGGUGGCUUUUUCCCGAGACGCGGGCAGGUAUGUCUGCGAUUACACCUACUACCUGUCUUUGCAUCAUGGAAAUGGGUGCGCGGCGCUUAUCCACAUCCCUCCAUUAUCUCGUUGGCUCCCGGCCAGCCUGCUGGGAAAAGCCCUGCAAGUCAUCAUCCAGGAAAUGCUGGAGGAGACCGAGAAAGCCCGGGCUCAGGGCCUGGUUCACGGGAAGCUCGGCCUGGGCGAUUUCAGCCAAGGGGAACUGAUAGGGGGACUGCUGCUUUAGAGAAAAUUAAAUGUUUCAAUCCCAUGUGUAGAGUUCAACUGUGCUUUGAGAGGCUUUUAAAAACUUACUUGUAAAACAGUUUACACAGAGGAAAAAAGUUUUGAAUUAGCCCAACGAAAUCACAAAGGGUUAUUUUAUUGUCAGAAGCAAGAAGACCACUCUGAAAGGCAGACAUUUCACAGGGGAUGAACUAGCUUCAGUUAUGGUUUUCCUGACAAUAAAAUGAAAUGCUGGUGA
Molecule: messenger RNA, 1273 nt
Organism: Camelus dromedarius (Arabian camel)
Lineage: Eukaryota; Metazoa; Chordata; Mammalia; Artiodactyla; Camelidae
Gene: PGPEP1L
Product: pyroglutamyl-peptidase I like
Exons: 5
Coding region: 359-1036 (225 amino acids)
Biological process (GO): proteolysis
Cellular component (GO): cytosol
Molecular function (GO): pyroglutamyl-peptidase activity
Source: RefSeq, a predicted model, not a curated record